Pseudozyma hubeiensis SY62 is the source of this 5145-nucleotide messenger RNA. RefSeq names its product protein required for beta-1,6 glucan biosynthesis. The record is from RefSeq and is a predicted model, not a curated record. The coding region runs from base 1 to 5145 and encodes 1714 amino acids. Gene Ontology annotation, cellular component: endoplasmic reticulum. Lineage: Eukaryota; Fungi; Basidiomycota; Ustilaginomycetes; Ustilaginales; Ustilaginaceae. The transcript has a single exon. Gene Ontology annotation, molecular function: UDP-glucose:glycoprotein glucosyltransferase activity.
AUGAGCUUGUCACACAGAGUCGAGGUUGCAGCUCGUCUACAUCAGCUCAUCGACCCUCGUCCAGCGCAAGCACUGGUGGCUGUUGCUGUCGUACAAGCAAUCAUGAGGGCUCUGCCUUUGCUCGGCGUCAGUUGGGCGUGGCUCGCGCUUACCCUCGCAUUGACAAUACCAACGAGCCCAGUCAACGCAGAUUCGCCGCCGGUCAAAGUGCAGCUGCGAGCAUCAUGGUCCAAGAUCAGCCUACCGAGCGGCGGAUCGCCGUUCCUUCUCGAGGUGCUCGAGGCGGCACGAGCUCAGCAAUCGUCGAGCUUCUUCCCACUCAUCGAGCUGCUCACGAGCAGGUACCACCCUAACGAGCUACUGCACGCGUCAGACGAAGGCGUUGCUGCUACGGUGGAGAAGUUGAUCAGAGCUCACCAGCUGUUCGGCAGCUCUCCCGAUCAAGCGGAAGAAGCGCUGGAUACGUGGCGGAUGUCGCUGGCGCUCAGCAACAGCAGUCCCAGGAUCCAGGCGCUCGUUCAGCUCUAUGAGACUUUGGGCCUGGACAAGGUCUGGCGAAAAGGGUCAGGAGAGGAGUCAUGCGUAACUUGGGUGCAUCACAACGACCAAGUGCUGUGUUCGGCAGAGGACGUGCAGAAGGCGACUCAGGAGGGCAGGUCUGGAACGUCGAUGCAAGGUCAGGGCGAGGAGGUAGUGCUGGGUCAUUCUCGCAAGAAGAAUGGAAGCAAGGCGGCGGCGGCGUCGUCGUUCGUGCUGUAUGCGGAUCCAUACUCAGGUAACUUCCGCGAGCUCUUUACAGCUCUCGAGCAACAUUCCAGUCAUCCUGACGUUGACUUCACCUACACCAUCCGCUGGAGACCUUCGAUGAGGACGAAGGAGAAUUCAACCAAGCACGUCGAUUCACACGCCGAGGCAGUGCAGCCGCUGUCCGGCUACGGAGCCAUUCUGGAUCUCAAGAAAGUCGACUAUCUCGUGAUUGACGAUCGAAAGCUCAAGGACGACAGCAACAUCGGCGACGUAGGGAUCUCUUCCACAUCCCAAACAGAUCAGAGCACCGCGGCUCAACGAGCUUCCGACGACACACAAUGGCUGCAGGAUCAGAUCGGUGCAGACUCAGAAGCAGCAAUCGUUAAGCUGUCGUCUCUAACGGAUGAUCAGAUCGCUGAUCUGGGUAUCAAAGCAGCGCGUCUCAUCAUGGACUCGUCCGACCCGCUGCGUGCACUUCAAGAGCUGUCCCAGAACUUCCCUUCGCAUGCACCAGCUCUGGCAGAGUCAACAAGGUGGGAUCAUGCCGAAGCGUCGGCAGGGCUGGUCGACUCGGUUCUCAACUUGGCGAGCAUGCGCAUCGAGCCUGGUCACUCUGAUCUCUGGCUCAAUGGCCAGAGCACCAACGCGCGCGACUUUAUGCCGCUGACGCUGCUAGAGACUCUUCGGAAGGAACGUGGCUGGAACCACGCGCUUCAGCACCACCUUGCGGGGGGAGGAUUGAAUGUGACCCAAGCCGGCGAUCUUAUCUCCUCCAGUCUCGUUGGUCGCGCCUAUCUCGCUCAGGCAGACGGCGAUGCAGCCGCGGCCAUCUUUGAUGCAAGCGAUCGAAUCGAGACCAAGAACGCACCGCAAGGCACAAGUGUCGGCGCCAUCACGUGGCUGAACGAUCUCGAGAACGACGAAGCGACAAGCGAAUGGUCCAACGAUCUGAUGGAUCUGUUGCGUCCCAUGUGGCCAGGCAAAUUCCCCCGACUUUCGCUCAACUUGUUCAACGUGGUGCUCGUCAUGGAUCUGAGUCAGAAGGAGACCUGUCGCUUCUUGUCAGAGACGGUGAUGCAGAGCUUGGGGCGUGUCGGCUUGCAUUGGGGCUUGGUUCCUGGCGGAGUGGAGGACGAGACGAACGCAAACUCGAUUCGUAUGGCCCGUCUGUUCUGGUUCUUGCUAGAUCAGGCGGGUGCUCAGGUGACCUCGGACGUACUACGCAAGGCUGCAGCGAGUAAAGCUGGGUCUGCAGGUGCCAUUGACGUCGCGCUUGCCGUCAAGGAGGCCAAAUUCGCCCUCAAGAGUAUCGACGCUGAAGAUCCUCUCACCGAUCAGCUCGACAAAGCCUUGGCCGGUGACGUCGACGAGUACGCUCAAAGGGAGACCCUUGGCCGAGCCUACGUCCAGCGUCUCCGGGCCCAUCGACACGAAAGCCCCGCUGGUCACGUCUUUGUCAACGGCCAACACCAGCCUUUCCAUCCACAGAUCGUUCACAUCCUUCAUCAAGCCAUUCAGAAACAGAUUCAGGUUCUUGCUCCUCAGGUCUACUACGGACAGAUCAACAGCAGCACUCCCGGACUCGACACGUUCUUCUACGACUCUGUCGGCGCACUGUCGUUCCGAUCGGCGCUCGUGGCGGGUGCAACAUCCAGUAGCGAUGGCGGGCAAGAGGGCGGUGUGACGCAUAGUGCAGUCGAUUUGCUCUCAGCAUUGGUCAACGAUGCUGAGCUGGCACCGAUGGUGGAUAAGGUGUUUGACUUUUUCUACCCUUCUGCCGCGCAAGAUUCGUUGAAUUCGACUGUAUGGGUGCUGGCGGAUCUGGACAGUCCAGAUGGUCUUGCGUUGUUGACAAGAUCGCUCAAAGCGCUCGCAAGGGACGACGCCAAGUUCAGACUGGGUGUUUUGCAUCGUCCAGCCACGACGAACGAUCGCGCGACCGCAGUGUCGACGCUCUUGUUCCGCCUUCUUGUCGAGGGGCGCUAUGAACAGCUCUCUGCCCAAACGAUUCUGACGGUGCUGCAGCAAGCGAAGGACGAUCCUGCUGUCACCUCGCAGCAGCUGAUGGCUGCACUCGGCAUGCCUGCUGUCGAUUCGAUGGUCGAACUGGACGCCUCGCACUUCUGGAGGAGCCUCGGCUCCACCACCGCAUCGAAGCUCGACAUCCCCGACGGUCCGGCCAUCCUAGUCGAUGGACAUCUCGUCUCCAACCUGGACAUGUCCUCCAUCGAAGCACGAGACAUCACCGCACUGGUCGAGUACGAAGCAGGUCAAAAGCUGCCUUACAUCACGCAGGCGCUCAAACUCAUCCGACACGACGUCGACGACAUGCCUCCCAAACAGCGCCAGAAUCUCAUCUUUGCAGCCCUCUCCGUGAUGAACGGUGUCUACGAUCAAGCUGGUCAAGGAGCGUUUGCGGCCAAAGCGAGUUCUCGAUCGGGCCUUCCCGAACAGCUCGGUACGGCGGACCACGUUUUCGAGAUUGGCGAUCGAGAGACUGCCGAUGUUCGCAUCACGGUUCUGCUCAAUCCGGUGUCGGAAGCUGCACAGCGAUGGUCGAGCAUACUGUUGAUGUUGAGGGAGUUGAAGGGCACGCACUUGCGGGUGAUCCUGAAUCCGGAGGUCAGGCUGAGGGAGUUGCCGCUGAAGAGGUUCUAUCGAUUCAGCGCGCCGCACAGGCUAGAGUUUGACGGCGAAGGACAAGUCGUUCCUCCUGAACUGCGGUUCUUCGACAUGCCGGAGGAAGCGGUGCUUACGCUUGGACUGGACGCUCCUGCACCUUGGUUGACGAUGCCGGUGGAAGCCGUGUACGAUCUAGACAAUAUCCGGUUGGCCGACGUGCCGUCCACAUCACGCGCCAAGGGUGUCAAGGCGGUGUACGAGCUCAAACAUCUCCUGAUCGAGGGUCAUGCGAGGGAAGAGGUCGCCGGAUCUGCCGUGUCUGUUCCUCGUGGACUGCAGCUACUGUUGGAGACGCCGGAUGCGAGCAAGAGCCUGGACACGAUCGUCAUGGCGAACUUGGCGUACUUCCAGUUCAAGGCGCAGCCAGGCUUGUGGAGGUUGAGGAUUCGAUCUGGUCGCAGCGACGAGCUGUACGAGAUGCAGAGCGUGGGAAGCCAAGGCUGGAGCAGUCCACCUGUCGAGCGAACGGGUGAUUAUGUGACGCUGGAUACGCUUUCGGGGCUGACGAUCUAUCCUCGUGUUGCUAAGCGUCCUGGAAAGGAGAGGGAAGAGCUUCUCGAGGAACUGGACGCUUCUGGUCGACCGAUGAAGAAGCAGCGUGCUGAGUCGAUGGACGGCGGGUUGGCUGCGUCAGCGUCUGUCGCAGGGCAACUGUUCCUCUCUGCCAAGGACAAAGUCGCUUCUCUAGCACGACAAGUGACUGGCUCCACAUCACAGGGCAACACAGCUGUGGCUCCCAUUCGCAAACACGCCGACAUCAACAUCUUCACCGUCGCCAGCGGUCACCUCUACGAACGCAUGACGUACAUCAUGAUCCUCUCCGUGCUCAAACACACCUCGAGCAGCGUCAAGUUCUGGUUCAUCGAAAACUUCCUCUCAUCCUCGUUCAAAGAGUUCAUCCCUCACCUAGCAGCUGAGUAUGGAUUCGAGUACGAGUUGGUAACGUACGCAUGGCCACACUGGUUGCGAUCGCAAAAGGAGAAGCAGAGGACGAUUUGGGGCUACAAGAUCUUGUUCCUCGAUACGCUUUUCCCGUUGGAUCUGGGUAAGGUGAUCUUUGUGGAUGCGGAUCAGGUUGUCCGAACCGAUAUGAAGGAGCUUGUCGACUUGGAUCUGGAAGGCAAAGUGUACGGGUAUCCUCCCAUGGGUGAUGAUAGCGAAGACAUGGACGGUUUCCGGUUCUGGAAACAAGGUUACUGGAAGGACUACCUGCGUGGUCGACCCUAUCACAUCUCUGCGCUCUACGUCGUCGAUCUGCAACGCUUCCGACUCUUCGCCGCAGGCGACAGGUUGCGAGGUCAAUACCAAGCCCUUUCCGCCGAUCCCAACUCGCUCAGCAACCUGGACCAAGACCUUCCCAACAACAUGCAGGCAAGUCUACCCAUCCACACGCUCGACAAGGAAUGGCUGUGGUGCGAAACCUGGUGCAGUAGGGAUUGGUUAAAGGACGCAAAAACCAUCGAUCUGUGUUCCAACCCAAAGACAAAGGAACCCAAGCUGGAUAGAGCCAAGAGGCAGAUUCCCGAGUGGACGGUGUACGAUGAAGAAGUGGCAAGGCUGGCGCAGAGGUUGGUGGAGGAGAAGAGGGUCGGCAGCAGCGUUGUUGCGCCGGACAGCCAGGUUGCGACCCGUGCUGGGCAGCAGGAAGAGGUGGUGGAACCAAAAGACGCUCAGACCAAAGACGAAGCUGAUCCGCCGCUUCACGACGAGCUUUGA